Molecule: messenger RNA, 1581 nt
Organism: Penicillium lagena
Lineage: Eukaryota; Fungi; Ascomycota; Eurotiomycetes; Eurotiales; Aspergillaceae
Product: FAD-binding oxidoreductase
Exons: 1
Coding region: 1-1581 (526 amino acids)
Biological process (GO): steroid metabolic process
Cellular component (GO): membrane; cytoplasm
Molecular function (GO): FAD binding; Delta24(24-1) sterol reductase activity
Source: RefSeq, a predicted model, not a curated record
AUGGACCAUCGCGACGCCGUGCAGCAAGUGGCAACGCGUGUUGCUGACUUCCACCGCCGCCGCCAGCCAUUCCGCAUCUAUCAUGGUGCGACCAAUUCCACACGCCCGUCUGGCCACGCUGCGUCCACUACUGUGAGCACCGCUGCUCUGACGCGUGUCCUGGAGGUCGAUGGAACGCAUCAGACAGCUCUGGUUGAGCCCAAUGUCCCCAUGGACGCCCUAGUGGCAGCCACCCGAGCGCAUGGCUUGGUACCGCUAGUCGUCAUGGAGUUUCCCGGCAUCACUGCUGGCGGCGGGUUCUCCGGCACGUCUGGGGAGAGCAGCUCAUUUCGCGAAGGGUUCUUUGACAAUACAGUCAAUUGGAUUGAGAUGGUCCUGGCGGACGGGCAGGUUGUGAAAGCGUACCAUGACCGCGUCGCAUCAGAAUCCGAGAUCCAGGACGCCCGAUCCGAUCUAUUCUGGGGCGCAGCGUCCUCAUUCGGCACCCUGGGUGUGGUCACACUCCUAGAGAUCCGCUUGAAAAAGGCUUAUCCCUUAGUGGAACUCCAGUAUUACGCGGCCGCCGAUAUGGGGGCUGCUCUGCGCAUUUUCCGGGAGGCCGCAGCAGAUCCGGCCACGGAGUACUUGGAUGGCAUUGUUUACGCGCGGGACCACAUUGUGGUCUGCGCAGGUCGGCAGGUGGAGCAGAGAUCUACAUCUCAAUUACAGCACUUUGCCGGACGACAUGAUGAUUGGUUUCACUUGCACGCUCAACGCAUUGCCCCGAAGCCACUCGGCGAUCAGCCUGCCCCGGCCCCAGUGGUGGACUACAUCCCUUUGACGGAUUAUCUGUUUCGCUACGAUCGCGGAGGGUUCUGGGUCGGCCGCUAUGCCUACCGCUAUUUCCGCGUGCCAUUCACCUCUGUCACGCGAUCCCUGCUCGACCGGUUUAUGCACACUCGAGUCAUGUACCAUGCCCUCCACGUCAGUGGUCUUUCCCGUCGGUAUAUCAUCCAAGAUGUCGGAGUGCCUGUGCCUGCGGCCGCAGAGUUUCUGGAUUGGCUAGACCGCCCCGAGAACUUUGGGCAGUACCCGAUCUGGUUGUGUCCACUCCCUGCCGGUAGCGCAGGAGGGCUAGAAGGACAGACGGUCGAUGCGAGUCCUCGCCCGGAUCAGACAGUCCUGAUGAACUUCGGAGUCUGGGGUCCCGCCACUACUGCGGAUCCGAGCCGGUUCAGGUCUCAAAAUCGCCGACUCGAGCAGAAAGUGCAGAAUCUACGGGGGAAGAAGUGGCUGUAUGCCCACACGUACUACACAGAGGAAGAGUUCUGGGCCAUCUACAAUAAGGCAGAGUAUGAUGCCCUACGCCAUAAGUAUGCCGCAGAGUAUCUGCCGAGCUUGUAUGACAAGGUGCGCGUGCAGGAUGCGGAUCUGCCCGGCGCUGGACGCGGGAAGUUCGAGGCCGGAUGGAAAGGGGCUGUUAAGCGGGCACUGUGGGAUGUCUGGCCCUGCAGUGGACUGUAUGGGGCGUACAAAGCUUGGCGCGGAGGGGACUAUCUCCUCCAGAAAGAAAGCCCUGAGCAGGGAGACCAGGAGAGGUAG